Hippopotamus amphibius kiboko is the source of this 1553-nucleotide messenger RNA. RefSeq names its product uridine phosphorylase 1 (gene UPP1). Gene Ontology annotation, molecular function: uridine phosphorylase activity. Gene Ontology annotation, biological process: nucleotide catabolic process; uridine catabolic process. Bases 542 to 1471 code for a protein of 309 amino acids. The transcript has 8 exons. NCBI's taxonomy places the organism in Eukaryota, Metazoa, Chordata, Mammalia, Artiodactyla, Hippopotamidae. The record is from RefSeq and is a predicted model, not a curated record. Gene Ontology annotation, cellular component: cytoplasm; cytosol.
CUCACAGGACCAGGAGGGUCUCGAGGAGAAACCGAGGCCGAAGGAACCCAGCGGACCGCGGCUGGCCUGCCUGGCCCCACUUCUACCCCCGGGCCCAGGGCUCCCUAUCCAUAUCCUUUCUGGCACUUUCCCCGGGCCCCCUACUCGCUCUCGGGGUGAGCCCCCGCGGACACCCGGGCUCUAGCACGAGCGGUGACCUCGGGUGGUCAUCUCUGCCCCCCACAUCUCUGCUGUCAGGCGGGGAGGAAGCAGCAGAGAGGUGUCUGGGCGGGGCGAGUGGCUUAAUGAGUAAUCAGCUGGCCUCCUGUCACCCGCCGCUGCCCGCUGCCGAGCAGGAAACCCGGCAGGGGGUGGGGCGGGGAUUCCAGGAGGGGAGGAGCGGCGGGCGGGGACCCCCGGGCUACCCUAUACCACUAGCUCGCGGCUACCUCCGGCCAGACUCCACUCGCUCGUCCCCUGGAGGUCCCUGAGCCGGAGUGUCUGCGGCCGGCGUCCUGCUUUCGGGAAUCACCAACCUGCCGGGUCCUGCCUCAGCUGAGGGAUGGCAUCCCCCGGGGCCGAAACAAAGAAACCGGAACAUCACAGUGGCUUCGUACAGCUUUGCAAUCCCCAUGUGGCAGCAAUGAAAGAAGAUGUCCUCUACCAUUUCAGCCUCAGCACCAGCACCCACGACUUCCCGGCUAUGUUUGGAGACGUGAAGUUCGUGUGUGUUGGAGGAAGCCCUUCGCGGAUGAAAGCCUUCAUCAAGUACGUGGCUGUGGAGCUGGGCCUUGGCCAGCCAGAUGCAGACUACCCCAACAUCUGCGAGGGCACCGACCGCUACGCCAUGUUUAAAGUGGGCCCGGUGCUGUCCGUCAGCCACGGGAUGGGCAUCCCUUCCAUCGCCAUCAUGCUGCAUGAGCUCAUCAAGCUGCUGUACCACGCCCGCUGCUCCGACGUCACCAUCAUCCGCAUCGGCACCUCCGGAGGGAUAGGUCUGGAGCCUGGCUCCGUGGUCAUCACCGGGCAGGCGGUGGACGCCUGCUUCAAGCCGGAGUUCGAGCUGAUGGUCCUCGGGAAGCGGGUGGUCCGCAGCACGCACAUGGAUGAGCAGCUGGUACAGGAGCUGGCACGGUGCUCUGCGGACCUGGGCAAGUUCCCCACGGUCGUGGGCCACACCAUGUGCACCCUGGACUUCUAUGAAGGACAAGGCCGCCUGGACGGGGCGCUCUGUUGCUACACGGAGAAGGACAAACAGGAGUAUCUGCAGGCGGCCUAUGCGGCCGGCAUCCGCAACAUCGAGAUGGAGGCAUCGGUCUUCUCCGCCAUGUGCAACGCCUGCGGCCUCCGAGCGGCUGUGGUGUGUGUCACCCUCCUCAACCGCCUGGAAGGGGACCAGAUCAGCAGCCCCCACGAGGUGCUAGUGGAGUACCAGCAGCGGCCCCAGCAGCUGGUGGGUCACUUCAUCAAGAAAUGCCUCGCGGAGGCCUGAGUUCUCUGUGUCUCCAGACAUAAGUUCGUGUCUCUGGACACAGACGUUCUUUCGUGGUUGCUGCAAAUAAAAUCAUUGUCAC